UUUGCCCAAAGUUAGCCCCGCUUCUGCUCUCUGAAAUAAAGGGAAGUUUAAUUCCACACCGGGUUGGCGGCAUAAAAAAAAAUUCCCACGCGAGUUUUCGGGUCUGAUGCUCGGCUGCAGCUGCCAUCAUGUUCACCAAAAAGAAAAAGUCUCGCAUCCAAAUCUCCGCUCCGUCCAACUUUGAGCACCGUGUGCACACAGACUUUGACGAGCAGGAGCAGAAGUUCGUUGGGCUGCCGCGGCAAUGGCAUUCGCUCAUCGAAGACACGGCCAAAAGACCCAAGCCCUUCAUCGACGUCACCGGCAUCACGACUGUAGAGCCGCGCAAGACAAUUGUACGUGGCAGCAAGCUUGGAGUGGACGGCUCUCUGACCUGGCUGCUGGAUGAGUUUGACACCAUGUCCGUUACUCGCUCCAACUCCCUGCGACGGGGCAGCCCCCCCACCCAGCCUCGCAAGGGCUCUAGCUCUUCAGGGGGGGCCGGGCAGGAGAACGGUGACCCUCACUACCGACACUACUCGCACCCAGAUAGAGACCAACCUAGACCGGAGUACCACCAGAGUGGAGGUGAACACCGCCAGGGUCCACGUGCGCCCGGUCCUCAGUGGGAGGAGGGAGUCCAGAGUCGCCCCCAGCAGCAGCCCCGGGGCCAAGAGCCCGGCCGCACCCACAGGGACAGGCCUGGCUCCGGCCCUCCUCCACCUCAAAGAGACAGAGAGCAUCGGGACCGGGGUCAGGAGCAGGUGGCUCACAUGGAUCAAUCCAGUGACCUCCGGCCAAAGUCCAGCUACACGGUGCGGGACAGCAGCCCUCAGUCUCCCAGGGACAAGAGGCCUCUCUCCGGACCCAACAUCUGCACCCCAAACCUUCCAGUGACUGAGGGCGUGAUGAGGACUGCCCAACAGACCACGCGGCCGUUUAACACCUACCCAAGGGCGGACAGCGAGGGCGGACGCAGCCCCACAGGACAGCCGGGUCGACACCAGGACUCUUCCCCUAAAAACGGCCCCUCUAGCGGCUCCACGCGAGUCUCCUCCAGCGCCAAGCCCCCUAUAAGCCACCCACAUCCUCAUCACACUUCCCACCCCAGCCUGACCCCUGAGGCCACCCAGCACCCUCACACCCAGCACCCCAAUGCUCCUGCCCCGCGCCCCCCUUUGCCCUCUGGGCCCCCAGCAUCGGGCGCUCCGCCCCAGGGCCGCUCACCGCAGAAGGAGCCCCAGAGGGUUUCCCACGAGCAGUUCAGAGCGGCACUACAGAUGGUGGUGGAUCCCGGCGAUCCACGGACCUACCUGGACCACUACAUUAAGAUAGGGGAGGGGUCGACUGGGAUCGUGUGUAUCGCCACAGUGAAGACCACAGGGAAACUGGUCGCCGUGAAGAAGAUGGACUUGAGGAAGCAACAACGCAGAGAACUCCUCUUCAAUGAGGUGGUGAUCAUGCGGGACUAUCACCAUGAGAACGUGGUGGAGAUGUACAACAGCUACUUGGUGGGAGACGAGCUCUGGGUCGUCAUGGAGUUCCUGGAGGGUGGAGCGCUCACUGACAUUGUGACACACACCAGGAUGAACGAGGAGCAGAUCGCCACGGUGUGUCUGUCCGUCCUGAAAGCUCUGUCCGUCCUCCACACACAGGGUGUGAUCCACAGAGACAUCAAGAGUGACUCCAUCCUCCUCACUCACGAUGGCCGUGUGAAGCUGUCAGACUUUGGGUUCUGUGCCCAGGUGUCUAAGGAAGUACAAAGAAGGAAGUCUCUGGUGGGAACCCCCUACUGGAUGGCACCAGAGCUCAUAUCCAGGCUGCCUUAUGGACCGGAGGUGGACAUCUGGUCCCUGGGUAUCAUGGUCAUAGAGAUGGUGGACGGGGAGCCGCCGUACUUCAACGAGCCGCCGCUCAAAGCCAUGAAAAUGAUCCGAGACAACCUGCCCCCCAAACUGAAGAACCUGCACAAGGUCUCCCCUCUGCUCAAGGGCUUCUUGGAUAGGAUGCUGGUGCGAGACCCGGCUCAGAGGGCCUCGGCCAACGAGCUUCUCAAACACCCCUGCCUGACGAAGGCGGGUCCGCCGUCCUGCAUCGUCCCUCUGAUGAGGCAGAACCGGAUGAGAUGAGACGUGCGACAACGAGCCCUCCAGUUCGCGGAGGGGGCAGCGCGUACGCAGGUUCAGAUGGAACAGAAUACUCCUGCACACGGAUAGAGGUGGACCGCAGAGGUCACAGCAGGGGGGGGGUCUGCGCUUCAGGGGCGGAGCUCUCUGAACCAGCUGCAAAGUGCAAACUGGGUGUGUGCAGGAGUAUUCUCUUUUUCUUAUGUGAAUCACUGAACUGUGGGAAGUGUCUUCCCUAAAUAUGAGGCAAUAAGGCGGUAUGAGUGAGUGAGUGUGUGUGUGUGAACAUGUACGUCUCUAAACAUAGUUGGUAGCACUGUUAAUGACAGUGUUUUAAUGGCUCACACAUGCGUGUGAGAGCCGAGGAGCCACAGCGUGCCCAAUGAGUGAUUUAAGACGAUUUUCACUCAAACACUUUGGUUUUAAUUGAAGACCUGAAAAGUUGGUGACUGUUUCUAUUUUUCCAUUUGGACCAUACCUGGAUUAUAAGUGUGAAGGUGGGGUUUUGCACACCAAUUGGAUGCUUUGAAGGAGCCGUGAGCCCGUUGGCGGAGUUUUUUAGAGACAGGUCGGAUCGUCAUUUUUAAUCUCACUGUGUUGACGGUCUGGAAGUCCGAACGCCUCUCACUACAAAGACUUGCUCCGCGGACGGGCCCCGGACUCGGACACCACCCUCGUCACACCCAGAACCUACUACUGAGGGAGAAACACUUUUGACUCAGUAAUGAGUCAGACAGACUUUAAUUUUGUAGCCCUAUAAAUUCUAGCUUCCUGUUGUAAACGAGCAAACAUACACUACGCCGAAAGGUAAACACUGGACUUGUGUUCUUUUUUUUACAAAUGAAUUUUCCUCUUAUUUUCAUGUGUAAGUACAAUGAACAUAGAGAGAGAUAUCAGUUUUUAUGUUUUGCUAUCUCAAGUUUGUGAAUGUUUUGUUAUUAUUUUUAAUAUGAUUUGUUUCCUGGUUUAUUUUAGACGGAUGUGGUGAAUUUUGAAGCACUGUCACGAGCGCUAAGAUAUGACUUGAUAUUCCAUCGUGUCGUUUUGUAGACCGGAUGUGACUAAAUGAGUCGGCGUGCGUCACUCGGAUGAGCAGGAAGAGGUUCUACAGAAACACGAAAACAACAAUGUUCCCACAUUAAGCUAAGUAGAUAACAAAAUCGUAUUUUUACAAUCGUGUUUUUUGAAGAGUAGGCUCAUCAGCACAAAACUAAAUGGUUCUUCUUGGGUAGAACAUGAACUUGAGCAGCUUUUUAGGCAAUCAGCGAGUCGUUAGUGUUUUUUUAUUCCGUGUUUCACGGUGCUGCCUCCUAACGCCGUAACUCCCCUGCAACAAACUGUUUCCAGUCAAAUGGCCUUUUCCUCCUUAAGCCACCUCAUGCUGCAAGAGUUUUAUUCAGAAACAAUGACACAGCAGCACAACACACACACACGGAAAAGAGUGAAACGGAUCAAGCGUGGUUAUUAUUUUUGCGUUAGCGCUUUUAAUGAAAAUCCAUUCUGAACACUCGUGAGUGGCUUCUGAUAACACACACACACAUCAACCGGCUUAAUGAAUUUACCCUCCAAAAAUACUCUGCAUCGGGCCUCAAUUGACUUCAUGAACAGAAGCAGCGUGACGUGUGGUUUUAGUCCAACCAGGAAGUUGGCAUUACACUGCUUCCCGAGACAAAACGCCAAUGGGAUUUUCCUCUGGAUUAUUGCAGAAAAUAACAAAUGUUCAGCAAGAUAAUCUUCUCCACCUUUAUCAACCGCCUUUUUCAAGGUGUGCUAAAGCUUUUAAAAAUCACAGGAAGGGCAUCUACUGAUGCAUUUUAGAUUAACAGAAUGUUCUUAUCUAAUCUUGCGUUAACCACAGACUUUAUAUUGGUCAUCCGACCAAAAACCCAUCGACUUCGAGACUGGGAACCAGAGGUUAAAAAACGCUGACUCGUUCCUGCAGCUCCCUAUCAGAGGAUUCUGUUCGAUUGUCUUAACACAAGAACUCUGAAUUCAUCUUCGGCCGCCCGAAUGAAACCACAGACCGUCCUGCUAUUGUCUGUCGGCUCACACCUUGAAGCGAGGAGACGCCACGAGAGACGCCGCUCCGUUGUGAUUCAACGUUCUCGAGGGAACGCGGCCUGCAGAACAUCCCCCCGCCCACGAGGCCGAGGCUGCUUCUUUCUUUACCGAGAGAGUUCUCGACCCUGAAUGCCUCCUGCCGAUCCAGAACUCCUCGAAGAUGAACACCUUUUGUCUCGACUGCAGCAGCUGAGCAGGAGGGCGGCAGUGGGUGUGCGCGCCUGAGAAAAGGUUCAGUGUUUAAUCCUUCAAUUAAAUGAAGCCUAACAUAAUCAUUCGGUCACAUAAUCUACUAUUUACAUGUUAGUUUGGGCCCAAAAAGAAGAAAUAAAUGGUUCAACCUCAUAGUUUAGUCGAUGCAAGGGGAGAAUACUGUUGGAACCUAAAAACAUGGGCCCUCAUGUACACGAGCUCUGGCUCGUAAAUACGAGAGCACAUGUCUUGAGGCAUGUCAGCCUGAACGUCGGUGAAUCAUAAACGCGACACUUAAACAUUUAACUUUCGAUUUGAGAAGAAAUUCCGGCUCGGCUGCUUACCAGACCGUCAAGUUUUGUGUGUGUGUCUGGAUUUUGUCUCUGUGUGUGUGUGUGUGUGUGUGUGUGUGUGUGUGUGUCUGUCUCUGUGUGCGUGUGAGCCGAGCCGAUAGAUUACGGGUUCCCAGAUUACGAAACAUGUUGUCCUCGGCCGGCUGAAUGACAAUCAGAUGCAGUAAUAUUCAGUUUGUGCUGUGAUAUUUCAGCUGAGACACUUGAAUGUUUCUCUCACUCUUCACGGUCCGAAAUCUCAGAUUCCACCAUCGAAUCUGCAUAAGUUUAUUCAUCCGACAAUACGUUUAAAAAAAAUGUUCAAACAUUGUUUGGGGACUGACAAUAAAUAGACUUUAUAAUGAAGCCGAGGACCUGCUGAACGGGUUCUGGUGUUUCCUGCUGUAUCUUUCGAGAGAAAUGGUGAAUAUGACCUUUUUAAAAGAGGGCCACUGGAAAUGAAACAAGGUUAUAAUAUUAAUUAAUACUGAAACAUUACUAGUUCCCUCCAAAAAGGAUAUAACACUAAAAACUAGGAGUAGGUUUAAUCCAGGAGUAAAAUGUCUUCAUAGAAUAAAGUCAAGAAGGUCCUGUGGAGAACGGGCAUGUUUUAGCGUGUUCGGAUCCUCACGUCACGGACCCUGAAGCGCUUCUUCUCCUGCUCAGCUGCUGUAGCACCACGGCCACAAAACUUAAUGAUGAAUAUGAAUUGGAAAUCAAUACAGUGUUUCUGAGAAGCAAUGCAGUUUCACAAAUCAUAAUAUUGCAAUUCUGUAGUGUAACAAACAUAUUCUUGAACACGCUAGUAAGCGGUUUACUAAAACAGAAUAAAAUCUCGUAACUUGGGCUUCUGACUUUAUUCUCCAAAUACUGCUACAAAUGUUGCCUUAAUUCUCUAAAGAAAAUCUCUGAGUAUUUAUUUUGCUCACCGUGGCCCAAAUCCUUCCUUGAGUGUUUUUUCUAAUGUUUUAGUUUGUUUGUGCGUCUCUUGUCCUUCCUGAGUCCAAGUGUGAACUCCCACACUCCGGCCAUACAGACUUCUUUGUUAUUCCUCAGCACACAUCAGAUCAGCUUUCCUUUAAUUAUCAUUGUGAAAAUCCUGAAACUGUUUCCUCGUGGACGACAUUUUAAUGGACCGGAUCCUACUGCGGUGUGUUGCUGCGUGGGGGGGGGGGGGUCACGUGCACAUUCAUAACUUUACAAUCACUGCUUCCGACUGUUGGAGACGGAGGAGGACGUUUUUAUUUUUUGGGGGGAUGAAACUUUGGGUUCCGGCCGGCAGCGCUUCAGAUGGAGGAGGAUGUUUCCGGGGUCGGCCUCAAGGCGGCGCUCUUCUCUUCUCCAGUUCACCAGAGCUUCCCAAAGCGGCACGUUGAUUUCUUUAUUGAUCUCCUGUGGUUCAGAGUUCACAACACGGUCCAGCAGACCUGCAGGACGUGGUCACCGAGGCCCGCUCACCAUUAUUGACCAACCGGCGUGCUCUUUAAAAUAUGUGACCAAUAAAAGCAGAUUUUUGUUUUUUCAACUGUUCUUCCCAACAUCUUAUUUUUGUAAAUUUCGCUGGUGUUUAAAAAACAUAGACUUCACUUUCUUUUCUUUGCAAAUACAGAGUUUGUAAAAGUUG
Messenger RNA from Pseudoliparis swirei, 6314 nucleotides. It is a transcript of the gene pak4, whose product is annotated as p21 protein (Cdc42/Rac)-activated kinase 4. The record is from RefSeq and is a predicted model, not a curated record. Gene Ontology annotation, molecular function: protein serine/threonine kinase activity; ATP binding. Gene Ontology annotation, biological process: intracellular signal transduction; regulation of MAPK cascade; protein phosphorylation. NCBI's taxonomy places the organism in Eukaryota, Metazoa, Chordata, Actinopteri, Perciformes, Liparidae. The transcript has 11 exons. Bases 129 to 2108 code for a protein of 659 amino acids. Gene Ontology annotation, cellular component: cytoplasm.